Molecule: messenger RNA, 1299 nt
Organism: Saxophila tyrrhenica
Lineage: Eukaryota; Fungi; Ascomycota; Dothideomycetes; Mycosphaerellales; Extremaceae
Exons: 5
Coding region: 1-1299 (432 amino acids)
Biological process (GO): regulation of DNA-templated transcription
Molecular function (GO): DNA-binding transcription factor activity
Source: RefSeq, a predicted model, not a curated record
AUGAACACCUUCAUGACCAAGCAACUAGACAGAUCCCGGCAGUCUAGGAAAAUGAGCGACGCGUCACGAGCAACGCCAAAAGCGAGCUCGACAACCGAAUCAGAAUCGUCAGGCGGCUUCAAAUCGUUCUGGAGAACGACCGACAAGAGCGCUCAACAACAGAACGUCACUUUCGUGCAACAAGACCCAUCGAGCAAGAAGAGUACGUUGGCGGUCGGGCAGUCUUCAUACCACGAGCGCACCAGACUUACUCUCCGCGUAGAACCUAACCGCAUCAGUCGCCUGUUGAGGCAAGGAAGUACGACAUCUUCACCAGAAGAUGCUGAAGCUUCGGGAGCGACAAGCGCUCAGAAACGAAGGCAGCAAGUGUAUCAGGCACAGAAACGCCACCGCAACCGCAAAGCCGAGUAUGUGCACACGCUCGAGGAAGAAGUCGCCCGCCUCCAGCACCUCGAUGCCCUCAUCAACAAUGAAAAGACCACUCUCGAGCACCAGAACAAGGCGAUGCGAGAACUGCUUGCAUCUAAGAGUCUCGACGUCGGCUUCGAUACCAUGAACCUGAGCAACUCGUCCUACUCUGGCGACGGCUUGAGCCAGCUUGGUGGUGCAGCAGUCGAUAUCAGAUUUGAUCCUGUGAUGGGGCAUGAACGGACGUUUCUCGAUUUCGACGAUGUGGACAUGAUGUGGACGUCAGACGAGACUACGUCCGGCAGUGAGAGGGAGGGCAAGCGGCAGGUGAGGGACUCGCCUGUGGCUGGAGACAGUUGGGCGGCGCUUGAUUUCAUCCUGGCUUUGGAAUGGCCGUGUCGAGAGCAUAUCCAUCAUUCUUCGAUCAACCCGAACAUUAAAGUGCCGGAAGCGUGCUCGAUUGCUGAUCUUCAUGGGCACGCUCUGACCGCGACCGCUGCGGUGUACCAGAGCUCGCUUCCACCAUCCACGCAUGGUCACGAACACGCCCGUGCUGCUAGCCAUAGUCACGGUGGGCAGCACUCGACUCAACCUGGGAAGUGGCAGCUUCCGCAUUGUGAAAUCGACAAGCUGGUGGAGCUGAGUGAGCUGCUUCAGCUUGACGAGGAAUCAUUAACCCCAGCGCAAGCGUACACUGCCGUUCGCAGCAACAUACCCAGCGAGAAAUGGCUGAGGCCGACGCUGGACUCGUUGAAGACGCCUUUGAGCAGUCUGGUGCAGUGUCAUGGGUUUGGUGCAUGCAUGGACGCUCCGAUGUUCUGGCAGCACCUCGAUGCGGCCAUGGAGAAGCUGAAGUUUACCAGACCGGAGCUGGCGAGUGAUGCUUCGUAG